AUGGAAAAUAAUAAAAGAGGAAGUCCCAAAUUUUCUUUACAACCCAGAAAACCCUUGAGACAAAGGCCUAAGCCUUGGAGACUUAUUGCAAUUGCACUUUUAUUAUUUAUACUUGGUGGAGUAUUUUUAACUAUUGGGACAAAUAAUUUAAUUAGUGGAAAUUUUAGUGAAUCUAUUCCAUCUUUAAUUAUAGGUUCAUUAUGCUUUAUUCCUGGAUGUUAUCAUGUAUUUAUUAUUAUUCAAACCUUAAGAAAUGUUCCUGAUUACUCACUUGAUAUAUUUGAUAGUUAUAUAUAUAAUUAA
Molecule: messenger RNA, 303 nt
Organism: Cryptosporidium muris RN66
Lineage: Eukaryota; Apicomplexa; Conoidasida; Eucoccidiorida; Cryptosporidiidae
Exons: 1
Coding region: 1-303 (100 amino acids)
Source: RefSeq, a predicted model, not a curated record